AUGGCGAUUAGGGUUUUCUUUAUCCUAACGCUGCUGCUGUUUUCUUCAUCGUUUUUACAAGUUGCAAGAUGUGAACAGGAUCCCGAUGCAGAAGUAGUUGAUUCGUCUGAGGAAGUAGGAGACAUUGGGAUUGUUGGCGAUGAUGUCCAGGAUUUUGGUGGAGGAAGCUUUAGUCCAGCUCCAGGCGUGGAAACCGUUUGCGUCUUCCCCAAAAACCCCGCAAAGUUGAUAGGAGCUGGGGAAGAAAGUGAACUUUUAGUUGGAUUGAAAAAUGAGGGAGAAUCUACAAUAAAUAUAAUCGCGAUCCAGGCUAGUGUGCAUCUUCCUUUUGAUCACCGUUACCUGCUUCAGAAUCUCUCCGCCCAGGCUUUCAACAAUGCAACAGUCCCUUCAUCAGCUCAAGCAACUUUCCCUUACAUAUUUGGCGUGAGCAAGUUCUUACAGCCGGGUUCGUAUGAUCUCGUGGGGACUAUUGUUUAUGAAAUUGAUCAGAAUCCCUACCAAAGUACCUUCUACAAUGGAACAAUUGAAGUUACUGAAGUAGGUGGGCUGCUAAGUGUCGAGUCCGUUUUCUUGUUUUGCCUCGGUGUAGCUAUCCUUGGUCUUCUUGGGUUUCAGAUACGAAACCAAUUUCAAAAUCUUUCCAAGAAAACUAAGAGAGUGACGAAAGUGGAAGUUGGAACCGGGACAACUGAUGCCUCAAACGAUGAGUGGCUGAAGGGUACUGCUUACUCGACUCAAUCUUCGGCCAAAUUAAGGAAGAAGAACUAG
Molecule: messenger RNA, 771 nt
Organism: Striga hermonthica
Lineage: Eukaryota; Viridiplantae; Streptophyta; Magnoliopsida; Lamiales; Orobanchaceae
Source: the annotation of a GenBank genome assembly